GGCCGCUUUCGACCAUGUGAUCAAAACAGAAUCAUGGCGGCCGCAGCUGCAGUCCGGUCGAGCAUGGGGCUGACUUUGAGACUUUCUCGAGUUAUACCAGACUGUAGCACAUGUCCCCUGUACAAGUCGAAGAGCUGUGUGAACAGCGUAGCUAAUCUACAGAGGAGGAGUUCCUUUGAUAGCUUUCGGACGAUAAACCGACAUUUACAGACGAGUAUAGGUCUUUAUCACAGCGACGAGGGAAGCUCCAAUGCAGAGGACCCAGAAGAUGUGGUGAAUGUGGUGUAUAUAGAUCGAUCUGGCCAGAGGAUCCCAGUUAAAGCCAAAGUGGGAGAUAAUGUUCUGUAUCUGGCUCACAAGCAUGGAAUUGAUCUCGAAGGAGCCUGUGAGGCAUCGUUGGCCUGCUCAACCUGUCAUGUCUACGUCAGCGCUGCCCAUUUUGACAAACUGCCAGAACCUGCUGAGCGGGAGGAUGACAUGCUGGACAUGGCGCCCAUGCUUCAGGAGAAUUCCCGGCUGGGAUGUCAGAUCAUUCUCACCCCAGAGCUGGAUGGCAUUGAGCUCACUUUGCCCAAAGUCACCAGGAACUUCUAUGUGGACGGCCAUGUUCCCAAACCUCACUGAGAAGAGACACAAAUUAUGAAGAGGGGGGGGGGCCUGGAGAAAAAUGUGAGGGUGUCGCUGCGAGCUACACACUGUGUGUGCUGGUUGAGUAAAGGGGCGACCAUGAAGAGAUGCACUGCUUGGACGGUAGAGUCCUUAGCAACUCCCAAGACAUUUUACUGACUGACAAAUUCCACAGUUAACCAGUGACAUGACAGGCCUGCAGAUGAGAGCAUGCAUAGUCAGACACUAGGAGUCUCACUGAAGGUGAAAUUAAUGGUUACUUCCAAAAGAAAAACUGUGAUGGUUAAGCUGAUAAUGUAUUUAUUUAUGUGGAGCGUUCUCAGGCCUGAAUUAAGACACCAUUCACUGGAACAUUCCUUGUUACAGCUCAUAUACGCACAAGUAUCACAAAAUGAUGUUCUCAGUCAUUUUUGCCAGUCCAUCAUUUCCACCCUGAUUCACCUGUCAGAUAUUAUAUGUAUAGCAUUUACUUUCAUUUUUAUGUACCAAGUUCAUUUGUAGGUGUUGUGAUGACUUAUCAGUAAGUGCACACUGACAAUAGUUAGCUUCAUAAACCUCAAGAGUUUUCUUCUGCAUGGUACUGAAGCCAGAAGAAGCAGCCAUACAGUAUAUUAUAAUGAAGUGUAUCUGAAAGACAAAAGUUGCCUGAACUGUAAAGGGUGGGCUGUGAACAAAUCAGAAUCUAGAUUGUUGAAACUUGCAUUUUAUUCACAACAAACAUUUCAAAGACGUAUUCAGGUGAAUCGUGCUUCAAAUGUCAGAUGAGAAGGGCAUUUUUAAAAGCACCUCCUGUCUGGUGCCAGCGAUUAUGUCUUGAUUAGUAGAUCUGGUUCAGGUGUGCUCUGAUCCAGAUCAGUUUGGAGGUGGAGAUGAGUCUGUUUGGAAGCUGGUGGGCUUCAGUUACCAUGGGAUGAGUUUACCACAUCUACCGUUUAUUUGUUAAGUCUACUGUACUUGUCCUUACGCACAAAUGCAAGUGUAUAUUAUGUCUUAGCAAUUACAAAUAUUUAAAGUUGUGCAAUAAAAUCAGUUUUAAAAAGCA
Lates calcarifer (barramundi perch) is the source of this 1669-nucleotide messenger RNA. RefSeq names its product ferredoxin 2 (gene fdx2). NCBI's taxonomy places the organism in Eukaryota, Metazoa, Chordata, Actinopteri, Centropomidae. Gene Ontology annotation, biological process: positive regulation of oxidoreductase activity; P450-containing electron transport chain. The transcript has 5 exons. Gene Ontology annotation, molecular function: 2 iron, 2 sulfur cluster binding. The record is from RefSeq and is a predicted model, not a curated record. The coding region runs from base 34 to 624 and encodes 196 amino acids. Gene Ontology annotation, cellular component: mitochondrion.